AUGGUCAACUCUGAUCUCGCUAAUAAGUUUAUAAGCCUGAUUGAAGAAUCAAUUGAUACUGGAGAUCUUAAGUUACCAAAUAAUGCAACAAUGAAUGACUUGUGUACUCUUUUUAAGGAACAAUUAAAACUCGAAAAUACAUUGGUUGAAAACUUGCAUGGAAACUUUAUAGUAGUUGGAGAUUUACAUGGGAACUUUCAAGACCUCUACCAUAUUAUUACAAAAUAUGGGCUUCCUUCUUCAUCUGUUAAAUACCUGUUUUUAGGCGACUACGUUGACAGAGGUGAGAAAUCUCUUGAAGUAUACAUAUAUCUAAUGUGUCUCAAGAUUCUAUAUCCUAAAUUUAUUACAUUAAUUCGUGGAAAUCACGAAUACACCAUUACUUGCAAAGAAUACGGAUUCUUAGACGAAUGCAUUUCAAGAUUAGGCGUAAUGCGAGGUCCUGCUGUAUUCAAAAUGAUCAACGACACUUUCCCUUACUUACCAUUAGCUGCAAUUUUACCAAACAAAAUCUUCUGUGUCCAUGGUGGAAUAUCCUCCAAUGUUAACACGCUUGACGACAUUAGAAAUAUCAAUCGAUUUGAGAUCGACACGUGGGGAAAAAGUGUAAUUGCCACAGAUCUUACUUGGGGAGACCCGAGAUACCUUAAGAACGGUGUCAUGACAGAGUCCUCAGAUCGAGGCCUUGGUGAAAGAUACUCAUUAGCCAAAGCAAAAAGGUUCUUAUACGAUAAUGAAUUAACUUCGAUUAUUAGAGCCCAUGAGGUCUGCGAAGGCGGCUGGGAAAAGUCACUGGUUGAUUGCAAAGGAAAUAUCCUUUGUAUGACCGUGUUUUCUGCUGCAAACUAUUGCGGCCUUGAAAACCAUGCAUCAGUACUUGCUGUUGAUAACACAGGUGGUAUUUCAAUUGAUGUCUUCGACUCAAAUGGAGAUGAAAUACGCUGUAACGAUACUUUCGAAUUUGGUCCGAUUGAUCUUAAUCUCUUGAUUCCGCCUGAGGAGGAAAUUUAUUUGCUUCUUUAA
This is a messenger RNA of Trichomonas vaginalis G3, 1023 nucleotides long. RefSeq names its product serine/threonine protein phosphatase family. The transcript has a single exon. The record is from RefSeq and is a predicted model, not a curated record. Lineage: Eukaryota; Parabasalia; Trichomonadida; Trichomonadidae. Gene Ontology annotation, cellular component: cytoplasm; nucleus. Gene Ontology annotation, molecular function: protein serine/threonine phosphatase activity. Bases 1 to 1023 code for a protein of 340 amino acids.